AUGUACAGAACAGCGUACCAAUCGGGACUGUUGUCCAUAUUCUACAGCGUUGGACAAAAGCCAUUAUUAAACUGGGCAGUUUCGGCAAAGGCAGGGACGGUUAGGCGCAUUUCAGAUCCAGAUAUUCGAUCUUUGAUUUUGGAUCUUCGCUCCAGCAAUGUCACCACGACUUACAUUGAAUGCCCGAGCGAUCCAGAUGAAACUCUGGGGAUUCGAAUGCCCAUUUUCGUACUACUGUUCAAAAAUAUGAACCGGUACUUCUCGUUUCAAAUCGAAGUGACCGACUACAGUGGCACCAGAAGGCGAUUUAGAGCCAGCAAUUUCAACAGGGUCACAAGUAUUCGGGAUUUCACCACUAACAUGCCGCUGGUGCUUCAUCCCGGUUGGAAUACGGUUGUAUUCGAUCUCCAGCGUCUGAUGGAAUACUGUUACAGACAACGAUUAUUAGAAGUGAAUCGAAUACGCGUGAACGCCAAUUGUCGUCUGAGGCGCAUUUACUUUUGUGAUAGACCCUAUGCGGAUUCCGAGUUGCCAAAAGAGUACAAGUUACAACUGGUACCAAGCAACCCAACUUGA
This is a messenger RNA of Opisthorchis viverrini, 576 nucleotides long. RefSeq lists its product as hypothetical. The record is from RefSeq and is a predicted model, not a curated record. Bases 1 to 576 code for a protein of 191 amino acids. The transcript has a single exon. Gene Ontology annotation, biological process: cilium assembly; regulation of cilium beat frequency involved in ciliary motility; positive regulation of cell motility. Gene Ontology annotation, cellular component: motile cilium; ciliary basal body. Lineage: Eukaryota; Metazoa; Platyhelminthes; Trematoda; Opisthorchiida; Opisthorchiidae.